This is a messenger RNA of Bufo gargarizans (Asiatic toad), 3891 nucleotides long. It is a transcript of the gene SFRP2, whose product is annotated as secreted frizzled related protein 2. Gene Ontology annotation, biological process: non-canonical Wnt signaling pathway; negative regulation of canonical Wnt signaling pathway; canonical Wnt signaling pathway. NCBI's taxonomy places the organism in Eukaryota, Metazoa, Chordata, Amphibia, Anura, Bufonidae. Gene Ontology annotation, molecular function: Wnt-protein binding. The record is from RefSeq and is a predicted model, not a curated record. The transcript is spliced from 3 exons. Bases 183 to 1190 code for a protein of 335 amino acids.
GUAAGGCUUUGUUCACAUGUUACAUGCACUGUAACCUUUCUUUGAAAGCUGUCCUGCCAAAGGAGAAUUCCCAAAGGAGCAACUGAGCAAGCAAGCAGUGACCAAUCCUUGUCUGAUGGCUGUCAGCAGCCUCCUCCCACUCACUGGACUAGCAUAAAAAAUCAAGAAAACUCUUCCAUCUGAUGAGUGUGGUGGAAGGUGGAGGAGCCAGAGAUCUGCAUGUAGCCUGGAGAAGGCUGGGACUGUCCUCACAGCUCACCAUACAUCACCAGCAGCACCUUUGUGUCUCCUUACUGCUCACCAUGUGCUGCCAGAAGCCCUUCUACUUCAUCUUCCUCCUCCUGCUGGCAUCUGACUGUAUGGACUCAGUGAAAAGCUUGUUUCCAUUUGGGCAACCUGAGUUUUCCUACAAGAGGAGCAACUGCAAACCCAUCCCUGCCACUCUGGUUCUGUGCCAUGACAUUGAGUACCCCAACAUGAGGCUGCCCAAUCUCCUGGGCCAUGAGACUAUGAAGGAAGUCUUGCAGCAAGCAUCCUCCUGGAUCCCACUGAUACAGAAGCAAUGCCACCGAGAUACCAAGAAGUUCCUGUGCUCCCUCUUUGCCCCAGUGUGCAUUGAUGAUCUGGAUGAGACCAUAAAGCCCUGCCGGUCACUGUGCGAGCAGGUGAAGGACAGCUGUGCCCCGGUCAUGUCUGCAUUCGGCUUCCCAUGGCCAGACAUGCUGGACUGCAGCCGCUUCCCCCAGGACAAUGACCUGUGCAUCCCCCCAGCCAGCACUGACUACGUGCCAGCCACCAGAGAAGCGCCCAAAGUUUGUGACGCCUGUAAAACCGGCAUCGAGGAUGACAAUGACAUUGUGGAGAACCUCUGCAAAAACGACUUCGCCCUGAAGAUAAAAGUGAAGGAGAUUGCCUACAUCAAUGGGGACACUAAGAUCAUCCCGGAGACAAAGAGCAAGACCAUUUACAAACUGAAUGGGGUCACAGAAAGAGAUUUGAAGAAGACUGUGCUGUGGCUUAAAGAUGGCCUGCAGUGUACCUGCGACGAGAUGAAUGACAUUAACGCUCCCUAUUUAGUGAUCGGACAAAAGCUCGGAGGGGAGCUGGUCAUCACCUCAGUCAAACGGUGGCAGAAAGGGCAACGGGAGUUUAAAAGGAUCUCUCGCAGCAUCCGCAAGCUGCAGUGCUAGUCCCUCCGUUAAUUAACUCUUUCAGCACUGGGGCUAGUCUUUUUGCACCUUUCCCCCUUAUUCGGGGACCCAUCCUUUUUUAAAUAUAACAAAAGGGCUGGGGCUAUGGCUUUUUUUAUGACGACGAGUAUUAUUAUUUUUAUUAUAAUUAUUAUUAUUGAAUACAAAUUUGUAAAUAAUAUGAAAACUGCAAAAAAAAAAUCUAAAUAUUUUUUAUAAAGGUCCUGAAUUCAAAUGUAGAAAAAUAUUUACUGGAUGCAAACUUGUAUAGUUUGAUAUAUUUUACAUGUGACAGGAAUGUUAGAAUUUGCUGCAGACAGAGACUGCCAUAUUUGUAGAAUUGGGAAUUUGCAUCAUCUCCUUCAACAAAUAUACUGUAUAAUAGUUUUUUUUUUUACCUUUUUUCUUUUUCUACUGACAGCUGUUUAAUUUCUCCUUCUAAUACUAAGGGAGAGAUUUAUCAAACUGGUGUAAAAUAGAACUGGCUUAGUUGCCCAUAGCAACCAAUCAGAUUCCACCUUUCAUUUUGGACAGCUAAGUAUCUGGGUUCAUAUAUGAAACAUUGUAUCACUCAGUGGGUGAUAUCUGAGAAUAACUAGGAAAUUCUUUCCCAAAAGUCCGAUGAGAUCAGUGUAAAUGGAAAAGAGAUCUUUGAAUAAAAAAAAUAGAUAUUUUUUUUUUACAUUCAAGGUAAAAAGUUGAAAUUCUAUAAAUUACGAUAUCUCUUCUAUUUCUCAAUUGAAAACAUGUUUAUAUGGUUGACAAGUUUCCCAUUAUAGUUACGUGGCCCUGCAGACAUAAGAUUAGAGGCAGAAUUGACCAAUUUUCCUGGUUUCCUGAUGGAUAAAGAAUCUUGUGGCAGCCAUAUGGCCAAUCAAUGUGACGUCACUGUCCUAGGAAGAGAGAGCAGACUGCACAGCUAAUCCUGGGGAUGCCGGGAAUUGGCUGAUAACCGAUCUUGAUGUUAACUCAUCAAUAGUCUACCCCCAGAAAACCACUUAAAGGGGUCUUCCCAUCAUAUGCAAUGGGGGCAUAUCGCUAGGGACCUCUGGGACCUGCACCUACAACGAGAACAGAGAGAGCUGUGGCUGCAACAAGAAUGGAGCGGGGUAAUGAAUGGAGGGCACACUGCGCAUGCACAGCCUCCCACCAUUUGUUUUAAUGGGGUUGCCAAAAAUAGGCGUGCGCUUCCUCUGCUAUUUUUUCGUCAGCCCCAUAGAAAUGAAAGGGAGCAGGGGCCGAGCGUGGGCUGUGCGCUCCCAUUCCCUUGUAUGGGAGCAGCGGAGAGGAGCGCUUGGUGGUGACGGACCCCGGGAAACCUGGGGUCCUCCAGCCACGACUCUCCCCGCUUCGUUCUCAUGGUAGGUGCGGGUCCCAGAGGUGGGACCCGCACCUAUCAGACAAUGGGGGGGCAUAUACUAGUGAUAUACCCCCAUUGUAUCUGAUGGGAAUACCCCUUUAAGUAUCUUAUCUACUCAAUUGGCAAACAGAAGACAACACAGCACCCUAGGAUAGCGUCCUCUUCUUUUCCAUGACACCGUCUCAUAGGGUAAAUUGUGUCACCACUGUCUGCUUGACUUCAGUCAUGUUUGUCACGUAUGCGAAGUGACAGAAGAAGGGCAGAGACAUCUGCACUCUGCAGUGUGAGACGUGCGGUCAUAAAAUCCAGGCACUGAAAGAUCUCCAAUCCCCAGAAUACAAAAAAAAACAGCUAGGACUUUCAGCUACAACUUUCUGCACCUAAAUACACAAUGCGUCUGUGGGUCAGGCAGAGAAUAUGCUCAUAUGCAUACAUUUCCCCUAGUCUGCCACGACCAUCUGUUUUUCUCUUUUAACUGUUUGAAGGCCACCAUGGUUGAUCCUUUUCUUGUGCAAACAGGCUGCUUGGGUCUAUCACCACCACCCUAGAAAUCUUUUAUUCCAGCUGUUAGCACGGAGAAUACAUUAAAACACAGAUGCAGCAGAGCUCAAUCUGCCAGUUGUCCUAACCCGGUAAUAUCACAAUGUAUUUAUACAGUCAUUUUCUAAAAUUGAAUUUCAUACGGUAUAUUACACAUAUGAAGACAUUAAAAACGAAGAACUUUUUAAACGUUCCAUUGUUGGUUUCAGUAAUGCCAGGGUUCAGUCUUGUUACAUCCUCUCCAGUUGCAGCCUCUUUAGGCCACAUGUACAUAGCGCAUAUUGCGUGCAGAUUUUUAGUACCGGCUAAGUAGGUGUGGAUUUUGAAAUCAGUGGCAUGUCAAUUGUUUUUGUGGAUUUUCAGAGUACAGUUAUAACCCACCCUUUCUAAUGCAAAGGGUUAAAUCAUGUAAAAAUGUGCAACAAAAAAAUGCAGGCAAAGUGUGCACAUUUUGGUGCGGAUUUGUCAAAUCUGCAUGAAAGUCAGUGGGGAAAAUCAACAUAAACUACAUCACCAUGUGCAUGUACCCUAAGGAGUUAUUCUCCCAUGUAUGUACUAUAUGCAGCAUAUAAUAGUUGUAAAAAUUGCUUUAACACUAUUGUAAAUAAUAAAACAAACAAUAUAUUCUUGUAUAUAAACUACUUAUAAUCUUUUAGUUGUUUUUUUUAUUUUAUUUUAAUGUGGUAUAUACAAUGAUGCAUUUUAUCACCUGCAGCCCCAUCUGGUAAAAUCGUAUUUUUAUGCCUGGUUAUUGGUCAUUUUCUAAAGACUCACUUCUAAUAAAUAAAGUUCUUACUAAAA